AUGGUGGUGAAGGUGUACGGUCCAGCUUAUGGUUCUCCAAAGCGGGUGCUUGUGUGUCUUGUUGAGAAGGAUAUUGAAUUUGAGACGGUACCUGUUGAUCUCAUCAAAGGAGAGCACAAAAGCCCUGAAUUUCUAGAGCUACAGCCUUUUGGAGAACUUCCUGUGAUUCAAGAUGGAGAUUAUACUUUAUAUGAAUCAAGAGCAAUUAUAAGGUAUUAUGCAGAAAAAUACAAGUCUCAGGGGACAGAUUUGCUGGGAAAAACCAUAGAAGAAAGGGGCCUUGUGGAGCAGUGGCUGGAGGUGGAGGCACAUAAUUAUCACCCACAUGUUUACAACUUGACGAUUCACAUCCUAUUUGCCCCUGUCUUAGGCUUUCCUCCAGAUGAAAAGAUCAUCAAAGAAAGCGAAGAAAAACUUGCAAAGGUGUUGGAUAUUUACGAGGAGAGGCUCUCGAAGAGUAAAUACUUAGCUGGUGAUUUCUUUAGCCUUGCUGACCUUAGCCAUCUCCCGUUCACUCACUACUUGGUUGGCUCGAUCAAGAAAGAGUACAUGAUAAGGAGCAGGAAGCAUGUCAGUGCAUGGUGGGAUGAUAUUAGCAACAGGCCAUCUUGGAAGAAGGUUUUGACUUUUGGUUUCCCUGCUCUAAAGACUCUCUAG
This is a messenger RNA of Dovyalis caffra, 657 nucleotides long. The record is from the annotation of a GenBank genome assembly. NCBI's taxonomy places the organism in Eukaryota, Viridiplantae, Streptophyta, Magnoliopsida, Malpighiales, Salicaceae.